Molecule: messenger RNA, 420 nt
Organism: Striga asiatica
Lineage: Eukaryota; Viridiplantae; Streptophyta; Magnoliopsida; Lamiales; Orobanchaceae
Source: the annotation of a GenBank genome assembly
AUGGACACUAUCGACCCCUUACCCCUCGGGAUCAUGAUGCGCGCCGCGUGCUUCGUCCCUAAGAAGACUCCCCUCACGUUCACCCCGAACACUCGGUCAAACUCUGCCACGUCGAACUCGCGAACGUCCCGACACGCGGUGGGGCCCAGCACGCCCGCGUUGUUCACCAUCACGUCAAGGCCGCCGAACCUCUCGACCGCGUGGUCGACCGCUCGCCGCACGUCGUCUUCCACGGUCACGUCACAGCGGACGAAUGAGACGUUGUUGUUACCAACAAGGCAGAGGUCGUUGGGGUCCCGCACGUCGGCCACGCAGACUUUGGCGCCGUGCCUGAGGAACGAGCGCACGAUGCUCUCCCCGAUGCCGCUGGCCCCGCCCGUCACAAGCCCCACUUUGCCCACCAGCCUAAUUAACAAUUAA